This is a messenger RNA of Striga hermonthica, 3687 nucleotides long. Lineage: Eukaryota; Viridiplantae; Streptophyta; Magnoliopsida; Lamiales; Orobanchaceae. The record is from the annotation of a GenBank genome assembly.
AUGUCUGUUUCACCUGCUUUGAGUAGACCUCCAGAGCAGGUCUUUGAGAUUGUGAACCUGGCAAAUGAGCUUCUUCCACCACUUCCUCAAGGAAUGAUCUCUCUUCCAGUCAGCAGUAGUUUGUUUAUGAAAGGCCCGCUUUUUAAAAGGAGUAAUGCAGGCACCUCUAGCAAGCCGGAUGACUCAAAUGGUAAUAUGCAAGAGGUUUUAACUCGUAAAGAACUAUUGAAUGAUCAGCCUGAACUUCUACAGCAAUUUGGAAUGGAUCUCCUUCCUGUUCUGGUCCAAAUAUAUGGUUCCAGUGUGAAUGGUCCUGUACGCCAUAAAUGUCUUUCUGUUAUAGGAAAGCUCAUGUACUUCAGCUCGUCUGAAAUGAUUCAAUCUUUGAUAAGUGUCACAAACAUAUCAAGUUUCUUAGCAGGUGUGUUAGCCUGGAAAGAUCCUCAAGUUCUGGUGCCUGCUCUUCAAAUAGCUGAAAUUUUGAUGGAGAAGCUCCCUGAUACUUUCUCUAAGAUGUUCAUAAGGGAAGGUGUUAUUCAUGCUGUGGAUGCAUUGAUACUCACUGGACCUACUAGCAGUUCUCAGCCAUCUCCUCUUGAGAAAGAAAAUGAUUCCAUUACAGGGUCAUCAAGGUCCAGACGAAAUCGUAGACGUGGCAGCAACCCUAGCUCUGAUGCAAAUCCUGAUGACAAAAGCUCAAUUCCAAGUAUUGUUUCUCAGCCAAAUACAGUUGAAAUACCAACACUGAAUUCUAGCCUACGUGCCACCGUCAGCGCAUGUGCAAAAUUGUUCAAGGAAAAAUAUUUUCCUUCCGGGGCAGAGGGGAGUGAGAGUGGAGCCACAGAUGAUCUCAUCCGCUUAAAGAAUCUCUGCACAAAGCUGAAUGCUGGAAUAGACGAGCAGAAAAAUAAAUUAAAAGGAAAAUCAAAAGCUUCCGGCCCCCGGCUUGGUGAAAUUUGUGCUAGGCAGGAGGAAAAUCUGGUUGAGGUGAUAACUGAGAUGCUGCGGGAAUUUUGCCGCGAGGGCGGGGUAUCGACUUUCGAGUUCAUCGGUAGUGGAGCUGUUGCCUCUCUGCUUAACUAUUUCACCUGCGGCUACUUCUCCAAGGAGAGAAUCUCCGAUUCUGACAUGCCCAAACUCCGACAACAGGCAAUCAGGAGGUACCGAUCUUUUGUUUCUGUGGCUCUUCCCUCGAGCGUUGGAGAAGGUAAUUUAGUUCCCAUGAGUGUUUUGGUUCAGAAGCUUCAGAGUGCUUUGUCCUCUUUAGAGCGCUUUCCUGUUGUGCUUAGCCACUCGUCUCGACCGUCUAGUGUCAAUGCCCGUCUUUCAUCAGGCCUGAGUGCCCUUUCUCAGCCAUUUAAGCUGCGCCUUUGUCGGGCCCAGGGAGAGAAAUCUCUUCGUGACUACUCGUCGAAUGUUGUGUUGAUUGAUCCGCUGGCGAGCUUGGCUGCUGUUGAGGAUUUCCUUUGGCCAAGGGUUCAAAGGGGUGAGUCGGGUCAGAUUCCUUCGGUAUCCACUGAUAACUCUGAGGUGGGAACUGCUGCUACGGGGACUGGAGAGGUUUCACCAUCUGCUCCAACUCCGGCUACUGCCUCCAGGCGUCAGUCCACACGUUCCAGAUCUUCUAUGAAUAUAGACGAUGCUGGGGAGAAAUAUUCGUCACUUGAGAAAAGCUUGAGCUCGUCAAAAGCAAAAGGAAAAGCGGUUCUGAAGCCUAAUCAGGAAGAGAGUCGGGGCCCCCAGACACGGAAUGCUACCCGGAGACGAGCGGCACUGGACAAAGACAACGAGAUGAAAUCAGCGGAGGGGGCCACCAGCUCUGAGGAUGAUGAAUUGGAUAUUUCACCUGUUGAAAUUGAUGAGGCUUUGGUGAUAGAAGAUGAUGAUAUAUCUGAUGAUGACGACGAUGAUGAAAAUGAUGAUGUCCUUGGAGAUGAUAACCUUCCCAUGUGCAUGCCGGACAGAGUGCAUGAUGUCAAGUUGACCGACUCUGUAGAAGACUCUCCUGUCCCCAACUCGAGCGAUGGACAUAACAACGCAACAUGUAGUUCCAGUAGCCGAGCUUCUGCUGGUGGUAGUUUGUUCGGUUCAAGGGGAGCAAUGUCCUUUGCUGCAGCUGCCAUGGCUGGACUUGCAUCUGGAAACAGUAAAGGAGUGAGGGGAGGUCGAGACCGGCAUGGGAAUCUCGUAUUUGGCUCGAAAGGUUCUCCGAAGCUAAUAUUCACCGCAGGUGGAAGGCAACUUAGUCGACAUUUGACCAUUUAUCAGGCUAUUCAAAGGCAGCUCGUUUCUGAUGAGGAUGACGAGGAUGGGUUUGCUGGCAGCGAUCUCGUAUCUAGCGAUGGUAGCAGGCUCUGGACAGAUAUUUACACCAUUAUGUAUCAAAAGGCUGAUGGUCAAGCCGAGAGGUCUUCACUUGGGACCAUAAGCUCCACGACUCCAUCGAAGUCGACGAAAGCCAAUUCUUCUAGUAAUUUGGGCUCUUCUGAUGCAUCGACCCAAAAUGUGUCUUUAUUGGAUAGCAUUCUUCAAGGAGAGCUCCCUUGUGAUCUGGAAAGAAAUAAUCCGACCUAUAACAUACUAGCAUUGUUGCGCGUAUUGGACGGGAUGAACCAACUUGCCCGUCGUCUGAGGUCACAGCAGAUAAUGGACAUGUUCUCUGAGGGGAAAGUGUCGAGUCUGAACGAGCUCACCACGACAGGUGUCAGAGUUCCGCCGGAGGAUUUUAUAAACGGGAAGCUUACUCCGAAACUCGCCCGUCAAAUUCAAGAUGCUCUCGCACUUUGCAGCGGUUCUCUCCCAUCUUGGUGCUACCAAUUAACUAAAGCCUGCCCCUUUUUAUUUCCUUUCGAAACUAGGCGCCAGUAUUUCUAUUCCACGGCUUUUGGAUUGUCCCGGGCCUUGUAUCGGCUCCAGCAGCAGCAAGGUGCCGAUGGCCAUGGAUCGGCUGGCGACAGGGAGGUAAGGGUCGGGAGGUUACAGAGACAGAAGGUUCGUGUUUCGAGGAAUCGGAUAUUGGAUUCGGCCGCCAAAGUUAUGGAGAUGUGCUCCAGUCAGAAGGCUAUUCUUGAAGUUGAAUAUUUUGGUGAGGUAGGGACUGGGUUGGGGCCAACUCUCGAGUUCUACACACUUUUGAGUCAUGAGCUUCAGAAAGAUGGACUGGGGAUGUGGAGAUCGGGUUCCUCAUCUAGUGGGCCCUCCACAGAGGUUGAUUUAGAUAUUAUUCAUGUGCCUCUUGGGUUGUUCCCUCAUCCUUGGUCGCCCAAUGUUGAUGCUUCAGAUGGCAGCAAAUUUUUUAAGGCCGAGUCACUGGUAGAUCACAUUAAGUUCGACCAUGGAUAUACUUCUAAGAGUCCUGCUAUAGUCAAUCUUCUUGAGAUUAUGUGCGAGUUCACUCCCGAGCAGCAACGUGCAUUCUGUCAAUUUGUGACUGGUGCCCCUCGGCUUCCACCGGGUGGUCUGGCUGUGCUCAAUCCAAAGUUGACUAUUGUUAGAAAGCUUUCUGCAAACACAACUAGCACAGCAAAUAAUGGUACUGGCCCAUCGGAGUCCGCUGAUGAUGAUUUACCUAGUGUGAUGACAUGUGCCAAUUAUUUGAAGCUUCCACCAUAUUCAUCUAAGGAAAUUAUGUACAAGAAACUGCUUUACGCCAUCAGCGAAGGACAGGGAUCUUUUGAUUUGUCUUGA